Molecule: messenger RNA, 299 nt
Organism: Pelobates cultripes (western spadefoot toad)
Lineage: Eukaryota; Metazoa; Chordata; Amphibia; Anura; Pelobatidae
Source: the annotation of a GenBank genome assembly
UUAACCCUGAGAGUGCCAGAGAAGGCCGUGAAGCGCUGGGCACCCACCUGGCACUGAAAGGGUUAACCCUGGACACCCAGCCUGGCAAUGCAGAGAGCAUGGCAGCCCCGGGGCCCCAUACUGGCACACCGGAGCCCCCCCCAUCCGGGCUCAUGGCAGCCUGUUACUGGAUGCCCACCCUCACUGGCCAUGGAAGGGCCGGGGCCUUGCGGAUACGGAGUGCAGGGCCGGGCAGUCUAUCAGCAUUCAACAAUCAACAUGACAGCCCCCGGGACCGGUGGCUCAAACCCACCCAUCCG